This is a messenger RNA of Onthophagus taurus, 1955 nucleotides long. RefSeq names its product aromatic-L-amino-acid decarboxylase-like. Lineage: Eukaryota; Metazoa; Arthropoda; Insecta; Coleoptera; Scarabaeidae. The record is from RefSeq and is a predicted model, not a curated record. Gene Ontology annotation, biological process: carboxylic acid metabolic process; catecholamine metabolic process; amino acid metabolic process. Gene Ontology annotation, molecular function: pyridoxal phosphate binding; aromatic-L-amino-acid decarboxylase activity. Gene Ontology annotation, cellular component: cytoplasm.
ACGACUCCUCGUCGAACUCCAACGACUCUUCCACAAAGUAGUAUAUCAAUAGUGAAAGUCGCCCCCCUCACGGAUUCGUAUAUACAUAUAUAAAUAAUCGGCUUAUAAAUCAUCCGAGUCGUUCAGGUCGGUUUUCAGUACAUUCGCGAGUUUUGUUUUAAGUAGAUUAUUUAAAUUAACUCUUAUGUAGUAAGAUAUAAAGGUUUAUUUUAGUAUAUAAAGUGAGGUUUUUAAGUUAUCGCGAUUUUUUUUUGUAUUUACCAUGGAUGCCAAUCAAUUUCGAGAAUUUGGUAAAGCUGUUAUUGAUUAUGUUGCUGAUUACACUGAAAAUAUAAGGGAUAGAUCUGUUCUACCAUCCAUUGAACCUGGAUAUUUACGUCCUUUAUUACCAUCGGAAGCUCCACUUAAACCAGAAUCAUGGCAAGAAAUUUUAAUGGAUGUCGAACGCGUUAUAAUGCCCGGAGUUACUCAUUGGCAAUCUCCAAAUUUUCACGCUUAUUAUCCCACCGCUAGCUCUUAUCCUUCGAUUGUUGGUGAUAUUUUAAGCGGAGCUAUAGGAUGUGUUGGAUUUAGUUGGAUGGCGGGGCCAGCUUGUACCGAAUUGGAGGUUGUAAUGAUGGAUUGGCUUGGAAAGCUAUUGCACCUGCCAGAGGAAUUUUUGAAUUGCUCGGAGGGCCCCGGCGGUGGGGUCAUUCAGGGUUCUGCAAGCGAAGCAACAUUCAUUGCAUUAUUAGCCGUUAAACAACGAAUGGUAAACGAAAUACAGGAUGCAAACCCGGAGAUAUCAGAGGAUGAAAUUAAAUCUAAAUUGGUCGCUUAUUCAUCUGAUCAAUCAAAUUCUUCUGUUGAAAAAGCCGGUAUAAUCGGCUCGGUACGAAUGCGUCUUUUAGAAAGCAACCAAGAUGGUCAAUUAGAAGCAAAAACGCUUCGUGAAGCAGUCAAAAAAGACCGCGAAGCCGGUUUGAUUCCUUGUUUCGUUCUUGCAACAUUAGGAACGACCGGAACUUGCGCCUUUGAUGAUAUGCAAGAACUUGGUCCGGUUUGCGUCGAAGAAAAUCUUUGGUUACAUAUCGACGCUGCGUACGCUGGAAGUGCUUUUAUAUGUCCGGAGUAUCGUUACUUGAUGAAAGGGGUUGAAUAUGCGGAUUCUUUUAACUUUAACCCACACAAAUGGAUGUUGGUUAAUUUUGAUUGUUCGGCAAUGUGGGUGAAAGAUUCUCGUCAUCUCCACAACGCUUUCAGCGUCGAUCGUAUUUACUUAAAACACAACAAAGUGAGUUCUUUGCCGGAUUAUAGACACUGGCAGGUGCCGUUAGGAAGAAGAUUUCGAGCGUUAAAGCUUUGGUUUGUUUUGAGAUCUUAUGGAGUUGAAGGUAUUCAAAAACAUAUUCGUCAUCAAAUCGCAUUGGCUGAACAUUUUAAGAAUUUGGUAGAGUUGGAUUCAAGAUUUGAAGCGUGCACUUGUAGUUUAGGGUUGGUUACGUUUAGAUUAAAAGGAGAUGACAGUUUAACGCAGAAAUUGUUGGAUAUAUUGACCGCUAAACGGGAAUUGUACGCAGUUCCGUGCCGAUACAGAGGAAAAUAUGUAAUCCGAUUUGCAAUUUGUGCCAAGUCCACUCAAGUUGAAGAUAUUAAUUGGGCCUGGAAUAUGAUUUGUAAGGAAGCGGAUGCGUUGGUUGGACCUAAAGUAAGGAAAGUUGAGAUUAUCGAUGAGAUUAUAAACGAAAAAGCGAAAUUCGAUGCUAUUAAUAUCACGUCGAAUGCUGAAUCUGUUGAGAAAUCUAAAUAACAGUUAACAAAAUAAGAGAUACUUUUUUUGUUAAAUAGAUUAAUAUAUUUGUUUUGCACUAUUUUGUUAGAUUAGUUUUUACAAUUGCAGUGAUAGGUUGUGUAUAAAAUGUAUUAUUUAUGUAAAUAAAAAUGUCAAUAAAAUAAAAGUUUGUGUACAUCUAAAA